GUGCCGCGAUUGUUGCGCUGCAGUCUGUUAAAGUGCGUGAUUUCGUGAAAGUUCAUCCGUUUUGUUUUUUGCUGGCUAUCUAAUUUUACCUCCUAAUCGUGUGAGACUGUUGUCAUAUGCGACUCUUACGGAGUAGUAGCUGCUAGGCUGUUAAAGGAGUGAGUAUCACCGCAGGAAUCCGCUCCUUUAGUGGCUGCAUCAGCUUCUCUGCGUCCCUGUUAGCUCUCUUGAGCUAGCAAAUGUUAGCUGCUGCUGCUGCUGCUGCUGUUGUUGUGGCGUGAAUCUGAUGGGGGUGUGCAUGACUAUGCCUGUAACUCAAAGUCAUCACUGCUCGGAAUAAGUAGCCAGAGUCAAAGAUUAAACACCAGCAGGUAGUUAGCUCGCAAACUAGCGUCUUAACUUAGCCGAGCAAGCAAGCUAGCUACCCGGAUUGUCUUUCACAAAAGGGCACCGCGUUGAACAACAAGACUUUGUUAUCCAACAUAACGCUGGCUUUUUUUUACUCCUUUUUUUAUAUAUUUAUAUAUAUUCUGUUGCCUGGGCUUUAUACACGAGGAAGCAUCACAACAGUGCAGAAUGAAUGGGUUCAGCACAGAGGAGGACAGCCACGACGGACCUCCGGCGCCGCCGUUUUACGGGCAGAGCUGCUGCCUGAUCGAGGACGGUGAGCGCUGCGGCCGCUCCGCUGGAAACGCCUCCUUCAGCAAGAGGAUCCAGAAAAGCAUAUCACAGAAGAAGCUCAAGCUGGACAUUGACAAGAGUGUGCGACACCUCUACAUCUGCGACUUCCACAAGAACUUCAUCCAGAGCGUCCGCAAUAAGAGGAAGAGGAAGACCAGUGACGAUGGAGGAGAGUCUCCGGAUCAUGACGUGGAGGUUCCCGAGGUCGACCUUUUCCAGCUGCAAGUGAACACGUUGAGACGCUACAAGCGGCACUACAAGCUGCAGACCAGACCUGGCCUCAACAAGGCCCAGCUGGCAGAGACGGUGAGUCGUCACUUCAGAAAUAUUCCGGUAAACGAGAAGGAAACACUGACCUACUUUAUUUACAUGGUGAAGAGUAGCAAGAGCCGCUUGGACCAGAAAGGAGACGGCGGCAAACCACUGGACUAAACUCAACAACCACCACGGCGGUAGCUACAACAGAAUACAACAAUAAUCCACAAUCACAGUGACAAAACAGCACCAUCUACAGCAACAGCAACCAGAAGCAGCUCCUCCCACAACCCCGUCACCGUCCUGCUCCUCUGCAACAGCAGAACCUACACUCUGGUUGUCCUCGGAAGGAUACCGAACGGAAAAAUCGGUGAGAAUUCAGGUUGGGGCGAGUUUACUCAGUCGCUGAGCAUGUAGUCACAAUCUUCUUCUUCCUGUCCUCCGCAACAAAGCCAGGUCCCGAAAGACUGUCAAGGACCAGGACUCACUCCGCAGGGUUUUUACGUCGUCAUGCUGUAAACGUAACUGUUGAUAUGUACAAAAAAGAACAGCGUACUUGGUUGAAUGCAAUGUACAAUAUAGCUGCCUUAAGAGUAAAAACAACUUUUUUGGUAAUUUUGUUUUUUCUUUGCCGAGUUGACUGUUAACAUGUUCACCGCGGGGAAUGCAUGUGCCAAACUGGUAAUGAAUGCUGAGUGAGUUUUCUUUCUUUUUUUUUCCUUUUCUUUUGUUAUGAAUGAAUGAAUUGGAAAGGGGGCGCUGCCUUUGCUGAUGUCUCGUUUGUCAGCACUCUUUGACAAGCUCAGUUUUCUCCUUUUUAAAAACUAAAAGUGGCACAAAAUUCCCAUAUACAUAUAUCUCUCUAUAUAUACACGGAGAGGGAGAAAGGAAGAAAUCCAUAUUCUCAGUAAUAUUUAAAACUCUCCCCGUCGCCCCUUUUCCAACUGGAUGUGAUGCAUGUAAAAGACUGGUGGUGGUGAAUGAUGUAGCAUUUGGCUAUGAAGCAGACUUUCCCUUCUUGCUCGCUGUUUUAUGUGCACACAAACACACACGUACAGAUUUAUUUUCUCAUUGCAUUGCAGGUUUUGGUAGCUACUUUAAUUUUUGUUUUUCUUUGUAAGCCUUUUUCUUUAGUUCAGCCUUAACAAGUUGUAUAAAGUUGUCUGUUUAUGAUUUUAGAUUUCUCAAUUGUUUUUGUUUUUUUCUUUUGUGUGUCUGUGUGAUAGAGGGGUGUAAGAGUAAUUAUUAGCGUUACAUUUUAAUAUUUAAGAGCAGUGUUUAUCGUGGACAACAUCGCAACUCUUUUGAUUUGAUACUUACGACACCUUUUCAACUUUAGUGGAAGUUGGCUAAUGAAGUCUUAGAAAAGUUUAACAUUUGUAUGCCCAAUUUAAAUAAUCCAGCUUCACAUACGUCCCCAGAAUGUCAUUAAGUCUGACAUCAAUCUCAAAUUGGCACCAAAAGUGGCAUCACACCACAGCUGGGUUUGUUUUGUUUGCUUUUUUUCCCACUCAGAUUGAGUUCACCUUCACUCUUUAAAGGUGCAGUGUGUAGAAUUUAGUGGCAUCUGUGGAGUAAUAAUCAUAAGUAUGUUUUUAAUGAGUGUAUAAUCACCUGAAAAUAAAAAUGAUUGUGUUCAUUAGCUUAAAAUGCCCUUUUUAUCCACAUAACUUCCAGUGUUGUACCGCCAAGUUUCUACAGUAGCCCACAGUGGACAACCAAACACUGGCUGUAGAGAGGGCCGUUUGCCUUUUUUUCCCAGCUACUGUAGUUCUCCUACCAGCUUAGAAGAGGAGGGGGUAGAGUAUUCAGUUUGAUGCAAUCUACAACCUCACCACUAGAUGUCACUAAACCCCACAAACUGCACCUUUUUAAAUUAUUUACAUUUGUUUGUAAAUAUUGAAGUGCAGUGAUUUCCUUUUGUCAUUUAUUAAUUGAUCUGUAAUUUAGAUUGAUUUACGGUCUAAUCAGUGAAGUGUAUGUAGUGACUGCAACUCCCAUAGUCCAAGGUGAAGUCUACAAACAACUUAUUUUAUCUGACUAAUGGUUUUCAGUUUACUGUGAUGUGAAACCAAGAAAACAGAAGUGAAGAUAUCUCUUUUAUUGGGGCUUUUUUUAUAUUUCAGUGUUAAGCCACGAGCUGUGUUAGGAAAUGAGCUGUAGCCCUUUGUUUUGGCAGGUAGCCACUAGCAACCGCUCUUACUUAUGAAACAUGUAAUAUGAUUAAUCCAACACUGCUGAAAAACGUUUAUUUAAAUUCUUAAUGCACUGCCAGGAAAAACUGUUGGUUCUCAAAACCAUGCUCCUCUUCAACUCCUACUCUGUGUUUUUUUUUUUUUUUUUUAUGGUGGUGACUACAUAGAUUGUAGGUUACACACAGUUUGGGUUUUUUGUUGGGAUGUUUUUGUUUGUAAUCUCUGCAUCUUCUUUCACACUUUGUAUUUAAGUUUGUCCGCCACACUGAGUUUGUCUUGACAGGGGUUUUUUUUCUUUAUAUUGUCUGACAUAUUUUCAGUUUUGCUUGUAGGUUUCUUAGUGUCAUGUAGAUAACACCCAUCUUUAUUAACACAUAGGCCAUGCCACAUUAACCUAAUUGUUGCAUUAGAGAAUACAUAUUUAAAUAUGGCUGCUUAUUGCUCCUAAUAAGAAUAAAAAUAAUAAAUGUAUUGUA
Molecule: messenger RNA, 3607 nt
Organism: Scomber scombrus (Atlantic mackerel)
Lineage: Eukaryota; Metazoa; Chordata; Actinopteri; Scombriformes; Scombridae
Gene: sap30l
Product: sap30-like
Exons: 4
Coding region: 577-1113 (178 amino acids)
Biological process (GO): regulation of DNA-templated transcription
Cellular component (GO): histone deacetylase complex
Molecular function (GO): protein binding; transcription coregulator activity
Source: RefSeq, a predicted model, not a curated record